Molecule: messenger RNA, 1145 nt
Organism: Brachypodium distachyon (stiff brome)
Lineage: Eukaryota; Viridiplantae; Streptophyta; Magnoliopsida; Poales; Poaceae
Exons: 2
Coding region: 194-793 (199 amino acids)
Source: RefSeq, a predicted model, not a curated record
CAGGUUUGCCAAAAGCGAUCCAUUGCUAUGAUCAUAGUACCAAUUACCAGAGCAGCUAUCCAAUUCAGUUUCCUUGCAGCUUAAUUUAUGCAAGAGGGGUACUUACUCCCCUGAUCCUCUCAAAAGCAGAGCAUGCAAUUGGGGCGCCCCAAGAAACAGCUAGCGGCGGCUCGGAUCGAGAAUAGAAUUGGAGAUGCCGACGCUGCGGCGGCGGAACCCGGAGGUGCACGUGAAGGCGCUGGAGGGGAUCGUCUCCGCCAACACCUUCUUCACCGUGGCCGUCUUCAUCGGCAUCACGGGCACCAUCAACCCAUCCUCCACGGUGCCUCCCAACUGCGUGGCCGGCGACGACAUCGCCCGCAACUUCUUCCUCUUCGAGAUCCUCUCCUUCGGAUUCUACCUGCUGUCCAGCCUGGUGGCGCAGGGGAUGAAGCUGGCCGUGACGCUGCUGGCCGCCGGGGACGACUUCUACGGCGAAGGCGAGCAGAAGCCGGCCAUGUCGGACGACUGCGAGGAGAUGCCGGCCUGGCGCGCCGCGGGGCCCCGCGAGCGCCGGCGCGCCGUGCUCCGCUUCGCCAGGCCCAUGAUGCUCCUCGCAGCCGGAUGCUCCAUCAUGGGCACCUUCUUCCUGCUGCUCUCCAUGGUGGACGCCAUCCAGCUCAAGUUCGGGCUCGUCUCCUGCAACAUCCCGCUCGCCGUCGGAUCCACCUUCGCCCUCUCCGUGCUCGUCGUCGCCGGCCUGCUCUUCUACGGCUGCACCGUCGCAUACGCCCUCACCAACUACCUCCCCUGAACGUCGCUACCUUGGCACUAGCUGCUCUGGCGCUGCCCGGUUCUUAAUUUAAUUUUCGGAAUUGCUAGAUCUCAGUCGGCUGAGAAAUUGCAAUUUCUCUGUCGACGAGAUUGCCGUCGUUUGCUUUGUUUGCCUGGCUAGCUGCGUCGACUUCUAUAGGCUGGUUUUUACUUUAUCUUUGGGCUUUUUAUUUGUUCUGUUUGUGUGGGCUGACGUCCCCUUUUUUCUUGUUCUAAAAAAAAACGUCUCCUUCUUUCUUUUAUCGAGGCAAACAAGCGAUACCAGCUUCUUAAUAGAGUGCAUUACAUUUGUUUUUUUUUUCACCGGAAAAUAAAUUACACUUGUUCUAUCA